AAAAGCUAUAUACCAAUAUGAAUUUCGUUUCCGUGUACCGGAAGACUCCCAGCUCAAAGGCAGCGACAAAGUGAGCACGCAACAGCUCGCGCGUGUCCUGAUGACAAAGGCAGUGACCACAUUUCUCAAGGAAGACUUUGUGUUUGAUGGAGUGAGCCUUGGGUGGUCACCACAUAUAAUCGUUCCGGUGGGGGCGGCAGAGACUAACGUCGUCGAGUUGGAGAAGCGCCGAGACGGCAAGCCAAACUCAGUCGAGGUAUCAGUGAGAAGCACCGGGGUUCUCCCAAUUGGAACUCUCGUCAACUAUAUUCAAAAUGGAAAGUUCGAAUUGAACCCGGCCGGAAAUGAGAGCAUCGAAAACAUUCUGAAAUGGAUUCAGGCGGUUUUUCGGAAGGAUCCCGCAACUCGCUUCAUUACCAGACCUAACUCGAACGCCUACUUCGACCGCUCGCCCGAGACAACAAUGAUGCUUCGAUCCACCAAAAAUGUUCUUGAGGCACGCCGCGGCGUGUUUCAAUCCAUGCAACUUCGAUUUGGCCGCAUUACACUGAACAUCGACACAGCUACAACUCCUUUCUGGGUGCCAGGAGUUUGUCUCAUCGAUACUGCGUGCGCUCUUAUGGGAACCCAGACCGGUCGGUUGGAAGGAGAUUUUCGUUCAAACCCUGAGACGUUCUUCGUUGCCUGCGGCCGACUUCGCGGCAGCUUCUUCAAUAUCAGACAUCUGACGUCUGCAAAGAAGGAUAAAAAGAUCAGGUUGACUGGAUUUUCUCAGCGGAAUGCCAUUGAGUCAACAUUUGAGGAGAGAGUUGGCGACGACGAAAGCACCACGCAGACGACCUCGGUUUCGGACUACUUUGAGAGAAAGUACGGCAUUAAGCUCCAAUUCCCCAGGCUUCCUUUGGCGUCAACUCGGUUUGGUGACUUCCCCCUUGAAGUGUGCUUCAGUGCCGAUGGAGAGCGGUACAAGGAGGUCCUUCAAGGCCAAGAGACAGCGGACUUCAUAAAAUUUGCGACCGCUCCUGCAUAUGAAAGAAAGAACCAGAUCCAGCACGGAUUGAGGCUGCUUAGCCACCACGCUGUCCCUACAAUUGCAGCACAUGGGUUCAAGGUUAAUCCAGAAAUGAUGAGCGUGAAGGCUCGGGUUUUACCAGCUCCUCGUUUGACAUAUGGAGGAAAUCGACCAAUGACUCCAAGAGAUGGCAGAUGGAACCUGCGCGGCCUCAGAUUUCUUCGGCCAUCCACGAUUAAGUCUUGGGUUAUUGUUUAUAUUCCCGCCAGACAACCUCUUGAUAAUGGCCAGCUUGAGAGGUUCGGAAGCGAGAUGGUUCGCUCAUUCACUGAUUGUGGCAUGACGGUCCCCAGAGAAGGUCCUCCGAUCAUUGUCGGAAAUCCGUUUGGAAAUUUGACACAAGUCGUCAAGGAUUCCGUUGCGCGCGCGCACAACAGCUUCGGGGUCCCCCCGGAUGUUAUCUUUGUCAUACUCCAAGGAGCCAGUGUUCCCAUAUACAAAACUUUGAAAGCCGGGCUUGAUGUCCACAUGGGAAUUGCAUCCCAAGUGAUGCUUCAAGAGAAGGCUCUCAGUGGUCGCGGUUCCGCUCAAUACUUGGCGAACAUCGCCAUGAAGGUAAAUGUCAAACUCGGCGGGACCAACUGCAUCGCGGAGGAACCUCUGUUUAGAUCAGGCCGUUGCAUGCUUUUGGGCGGUGACAUAUCUCAUGCCGCUCCAGGAGCGCUUCGAUCAGUCAACCCGCCCCCUUCAACUGCAGCACUUGUGGGCACCUGGGAUCGCGAAUGCACGGCAUAUACUGCUGUUGCCAGUGUCCAAGAAAGUCUGCUGGGCUUUAUUGGAAAUGUGAAGCCUAUGAUGGCUGAACUCCUCAAAAGAUAUGCGGAAAAAAAUAACGGAUUGUACCCCGAGCACAUCGUCUACUACCGUGACGGAGUUUCUGAAUCAGAAUUCCAGGCGAUCAAAAUCGAAGAGGGCCGUAAGCUGCAUGAGCUAUCCCAGGAACUCGGGGCCAACGCAAAGAUCACAAUCAUUGUGGCGAUCAAACGCCAUCAUACCCGCUUCUUCGCCGACAGGGAUAUUGCCUCGAAGCUCGGAAACGUUCCAUGCGGCACUGUGGUUGAGAACUCGUCCACGAUUAAUGAUGCGUUCAUCAUCGCCCACCCAGAUCUUCAAGGAACCAAGAGACCGACCCGCUACGUGACCAUUAUUGAUGAGAACAACAUGAGUGCCGACGCUUUCCAGCGUCUGACCUUCAACCUGUGCUCCUCGUACGCCCGAGCAACGACGUCAGUUGCUGUUUGCCCGCCGGUUUACUAUGCCGAUCAAGCCUGUGAGCGGGCUCGCCUGCAUCUCGUCGAUGCGGAAGACGGGAAGAUGAAGCUCGGUCCCGUCCACCAAAACCUUCGUUGGAAUAUGUAUUGGCAGUAAAGUGCCAGGGCGAAAUUCUCGGCGAGAUUCGCAUUCAAAAGCUGGAACGUGUACGACUAUCUAAUAUUGCCCCUGGCUGCCUGGCUCAAAUCUCCCCCACUCUCAGCGACGCUUCUUCCGCGCCUCUGUUGUUGGAGAUUGGGCUAUUAACAUUUUUUUUCUCCCCGUCGGGCGCUUACCAUCGGGUCUAUUUACGGCUUCUCCUCGGCCUCCAAGACGAGGUUUUAUUAUGAUAAUGACUGACGGCUUUUUCAUCACGCACGACGCUAAGAAUGAUAGUUUUCGCAUAUUCGGCAACCAAAUAUCAAUAGGAGGACUUCGGCUUCUGACAUUCGCGUUUGCUUCUUUAAGUUCCAAUAAAUAUC
Pseudogymnoascus verrucosus is the source of this 2805-nucleotide messenger RNA. RefSeq lists its product as uncharacterized. NCBI's taxonomy places the organism in Eukaryota, Fungi, Ascomycota, Leotiomycetes, Thelebolales, Thelebolaceae. Gene Ontology annotation, molecular function: RNA binding; protein binding. The transcript is spliced from 5 exons. The record is from RefSeq and is a predicted model, not a curated record. Bases 101 to 2440 code for a protein of 779 amino acids.